AGUCGGUUGCAUGAAGAUACUUUUAAUAGUCGUGCAGUUUGAUUGCUCCCCUGUCGGGAAAGCACCUGCAAUUUGCCUUACGCAAAAACAUCUACGAUUACGAUAAUGAAUUAAUAGCGGCGUACCAUGUUGUCACACUCGCUUAAAUAUUGUCAAGCGUCUGCUUUCUUUCCAAAGUGAGUGAAACUACUGGAUUGGUGUUGGAAGCGCUCAUGUCGUUACUUUGUGUAAGAGUGAAAAAAGCCAAGCUCCACGGACCUUCAGAUAAAUUCAACACUUACGUGACUCUGAAGGUGCAGAAUGUCAAAAGCACGACAAUCACCGUGCGAGGGGAUCAGCCAUCCUGGGAACAAGAUUUCAUGUUUGAGAUCAACCGGCUGGAUCUCGGUCUUAUUGUUGAGGUGUGGAACAAAGGCCUCAUCUGGGACACCAUGGUGGGGACUUCUUGGAUCCCCUUGAAGCGUGUUCAACAAUCGGAGGAGGUUAGAAAUGAGGGCCAAGGAGAAUGGCUUCUAUUGUAUUCAGAGGUCCUGAUGAAAGCAGAUGAGAUAUACGGCACCAAGAACCCGACCCCUCAUCAACUCUUAUUGGACACUCGCUUUGAGCUGCCUUUUGACAUCCCUGAAAAUGAAGCACAGUACUGGACAGACAAACUGGAACAAAUCAAUUCCACGGAAAUUCACGAUGAGUACACUCUUCCGGACGACAUUGAUGGUCAUCCGUUGCCCCCCACAGCUUCCCAGUGCUCUUUGGAUGACCAGGACAGUGCAGUCGAUGACCGGGAUAGCGACUACCGCAGCGAGACUAGUAACAGUUUGCCGCCACGUUACCAUACAACAACUCAGCCCAACUCCUCCGUGCACCAGUAUCCCAUCGGGCCUCGGCCACACCGCCACUUUGACUCAUGCACGGAUUCCCUGCACAGUUUCGAACUGUACUACCGAGACCAGAGAAGCAGUCCAGUGGAAAGUAGUCGAUUUGGGUCAUCAGGAAACCUGAGUCAGACCAGCUCUCAGCUGAGCGAGAUCGGUCACGAAAGCACCGGAGGGUCGGAAAUCGAAGAAUGCUUCCACUCCUAUCACAGCGCCGGCUUCUAUCCUUCUUCAAAUUUUGCAUCAAACGGACACUCCGCUGUCGCCGAGAAGGUUCAAUCUCAACCGGCCUUCGACGCAAGACGGAGCUUACAAAAUGAAACCCCAGCAGAGAAAGUUGUGUCUAAACUUCACAGGUUUCACGAUGAAGGGUCACCUUUACCAUUUUCUCCAUCCAGAGUUCGUUGGCUGAAAGCCAUCAAUAAAGUCAGGGUUCAGCUACGAGAGGUUUGUCAUGAUGAACCGAGUGUAAGACAGGCCUGGGUAAAACCAGGUGGUGGACCAGGGCUUUAUGGGAUCGAUAGUAUGCCAGACCUUCGUAAAAAGAAGAAAAAGAUCGCCUUGGUUAGCGAUGUGGCUAUGUCUCUUGUCCAAGCCCGUAAGGCAGGCAUCGCAUCAGCGUUGGCUGCGAGAUCUUCCAUCAAGGAUGAGGAGCUGAAAAACCACGUGUAUAAGAAGACCCUCCAAGCUCUGAUCUACCCAAUAUCAUGCACCACGCCUCAUAACUUUGAAGUGUGGACCGCCACAACACCCACAUAUUGUUAUGAAUGUGAGGGGCUGCUGUGGGGAAUCGCACGGCAGGGCGUUCGCUGCUCCGAGUGUGGCGUCAAGUGUCACGAAAAGUGUCAGGAACUUCUCAACGCUGACUGUUUACAACGUGCUGCCGAGAAGAGUUCUAAACACGGCGCUGAGGACCGGACACAAAACAUCAUCAUGGCAAUGAAGGACAGAAUGAAAAUCAGGGAAAGGAACAAACCGGAAAUUUUUGAACUGAUCAGGGAAGUUUUUAUCAUCCACAAAACCUCCCAUUCGCAACACAUGAAGGCAAUCAAACAGAACGUACUGGACGGGACGUCAAAGUGGUCUGCCAAGGUCACCAUCACAGUUGUUUGUGCACAAGGACUUCAGGCAAAGGAUAAGACGGGAUCCAGUGAUCCCUAUGUCACCGUGCAGGUGGGCAAGACAAAGAAGAGAACCAAAACUAUCUAUGGCAACCUCAAUCCAGUGUGGGAGGAGAAAUAUCACUUCGAAUGCCACAAUUCAUCAGACAGAAUCAAAGUGCGCGUGUGGGAUGAGGACGAUGACAUCAAGUCAAGAGUCAAGCAGCGUCUUAAGAGAGAAUCUGACGAUUUCCUCGGCCAGAGUAUUAUUGAAGUCCGAACACUGAGUGGAGAAAUGGACGUCUGGUACAAUCUAGAAAAGAGGACGGACAAGUCAGCCGUGUCCGGGGCCAUCCGCCUCCAAAUCAACGUGGAAAUUAAGGGGGAGGAGAAGGUGGCUCCAUACCAUGUGCAGUAUACCUGUUUGCAUGAGAACCUGUUCCACCACUCUACAGAUAUCCACGGACGCGGUGCGGUGAAAAUCCCCGAGGCCCGUGGAGACGACGCAUGGAAAGUUUAUUUCGACGACGUGGCGCAAGAUAUCGUGGACGAGUUUGCCAUGCGUUACGGAAUCGAGUCAAUCUACCAGGCCAUGACGCACUUUGCUUGCCUGUCUUCUAAAUACAUGUGUCCCGGGGUUCCUGCGGUGAUGAGCACGCUGCUCGCCAAUAUAAAUGCCUUCUACGCCCACACAACCGCCUCCACCAAUGUGUCCGCCUCCGACCGUUUUGCGGCCUCCAAUUUUGGGAAAGAACGUUUUAUUAAGCUCCUUGACCAGUUGCACAAUUCCUUACGAAUAGACCUCUCUACCUACAGGAACCAUUUCCCUGCCAGCAACAAGGAUCGCCUCCAGGAUUUAAAAUCCACUGUGGAUCUUUUAACCAGUAUCACAUUCUUCAGAAUGAAGGUCCAGGAAUUACAGUCUCCACCCAGAGCCAGCCAAGUCGUCCGAGACUGUGUCAAGGCCUGUCUCAACUCCACCUACGACUACAUCUUCAAUAACUGCCACGAUCUUUACAGCCAACAGUACCAGCUGGUGGAAAUGAACAAGGAAGAGCUCUCUUUGGAAGAUCAAGGUCCGAGUAUCAAGAACUUGGACUUUUGGCCUAAACUCAUUAUGCUCAUUGUCUCCAUUAUUGAAGAGGACAGGAACUCCUACACGCCAGUGCUGAACCAGUUUCCGCAAGAAUUGAAUGUAGGGAAGGUGUCAGCGGAGGUCAUGUGGACUUUGUUUGCACAAGACAUAAAGUACGCUAUGGAAGAACAUGAAAAACACAGACUGUGUAAAAGUACAGACUACAUGAAUCUGCAUUUCAAAGUGAAAUGGCUCUAUAACGAAUAUGUCAAGGAGCUUCCCAGCUUCAAGGAUGUCGUUCCAGACUACCCAUCAUGGUUCUUGCAAUUUGUGCUGCAGUGGUUGGAUGAAAAUGAGGAUGUGUCUAUGGAAUUUAUGCACGGAGCUUUAGAGAGAGAUAAAAAGGAUGGGUUCCAGCAAACAUCAGAGCACGCUCUCUUCUCCUGCUCGGUGGUGGACAUCUUUACUCAACUCAACCAAAGCUUCGAGAUCAUCAAGAAACUGGAAUGCCCUGAUCCCAAUGUCAUGGGGCAAUACAGUCGCCGCUUCUCCAAGACUAUUGCCAAAGUUCUUUUGCAGUACAGUGCCAUUCUUAACAAGAGUUUUCCUUCCUACAUCGACAAGGAGAAGAUUCCCUGCGUCCUGAUGAAUAAUGUGCAACAAUUGCGAAUCCUAUUGGAGAAGAUGUUUGAGUGCAUGGGUGCCACACAGUGCAACAAUAGAAUACCAGCAUGUCAGUUUGAGGAGAGUGAGGAGGAGGAAGAAGAAGGUGACAAAAUUCAGGUUGAGACUGAUGGGGAGAAGCGGGAUACUCCAGUCGAGAAGAUGGACACCGAGGCAAGUGAUCUGCUCAACAACCUGCAGGUGAAGCUGAACAGCGUGCUGGAUGAGCUCAGCAGUACAUUUGGGAACAGUUUCCAGAGCCGCAUCAACGACUGCAUGCGUCAGAUGGCGUCUCUGCUGUACCAGAUAAAAGGGCCACUCAACGCAAACACCAAAAGCCAGGUGGAGGCCGACUCUGAUAACAUGCUACGGCCUCUUAUGGAUUUCCUGGAUGGGAAGUUGAUGCUGUUUGCGACCAUUUGUGAGAAGACCGUUUUGAAGCGUGUGCUCAAGGAGCUGUGGAGGAUUGUGAUGGUCAACCUGGAGAAAACGAUUGUUCUGCCUCAGGGCACUGACACCUUUGGUGCGCAGAUACUCUCGGCCGCAAAGGAGCUCGGUCAACUUUCCAAACUCAAAGAUCAUAUGGCGGGCGAGGCAAAGAGUCUAUCUCCACGGCAGUGUGCCGUUAUGGAUGUUGCACUGGACACCAUUAAGCAAUAUUUCCAUGCGGGAGGAAAUGGUCUGAAGAAGGCCUUCCUGGAGAAGAGUGCUGAGCUGUCGUCACUCCGCCACACCUUGUCCCUCUACACUCAAACCACUGACACGCUCAUCAAGACCUUUGUGACCAGUCAACAGGCACAAGUGCACAAUGGAAAGGGUAUUAGGUUAACUCCCAAUGAAAGAAUACAGCCCAGCAGGGGAUCAGGCGUGUCCAACCCUAUCGGCGAGGUGUCCGUCCAGGUUGAGCUCCACACUCAUCCCAAAAGCGGAGAACGCAAGGUUUCCGCCAAAGUUGUGGCAGCCACUGAUUUGAAAUGGCAGACCCCUGGAAUGUUCCGACCCUUUGUGGAGCUCACCAUGAUCGGACCUCACCUCAGUGACAAGAAACGUAAAUUCCAGACCAAAUCCAAGAACAACAGCUGGUCUCCGAAGUUCAACGAGACAUUCCACUUCGUUCUGGGAAACCAGGAUGGUUUCGAAUGCUACGAGCUGCAAGUGUGCGUCAAGGAUUACUGCUUCGGUCGAGCCGACCGGGUGGUGGGCUUGUCUGUGAUCCAGCUGAGGGACAUCAUGGAGAAGGGCAACUGCGCCUGCUGGUGCCCACUUGCUUCAUGCAUCCACAUGGACGACACGGGCCUCACCGCCAUGCGGAUCUUGUCGCAGCGCACCAAUGACGAUGUGGCGAAGGAAUUUGUGAGGCUUAAAUCGGAAACGAGAUCGGCCGAAGAGGGCAGAUGAGGAAUUCCCCCUCGGUAGACAUUUCUUAACGUAAUUGACUAUUUGGUGGCACCUGACCAAGGUCGCUCACAGUCCCACUUUGUGUCCAUCAACCUCACAAAUUUUACUUGGCUCUUAACCCGCCUUUUUUAUUUUUUAUUUUUUAAACCUCCGACAUUGCAAAUGUCGUCAAUAAGUUUGAUGCCUUACACUCCCAAAUCCAAACUGUGAAAGUGUCAAAUGAAGUCAGCUCAAGGUGCACACCUGCGCUUUCCGAGUCGUGUAAAGACGACAAUCAAUUUCAUCUCACACAGUGUCAAAGGCGAUCGAAUUUUGGAAGCAGAGCUCAUUCAGUCGUCUUUUAACACUUGAAUAUGUGCCUCCAAAUGGCUUCUUUUUAGGCCACAAUGUGAAAGACCCCCCCCCCCCCGCUUCCUUCGGGACACACUUUAGUAAUCGAAGUGUAUAAAAUGAAAACUCCCAACUCCUCAAGCACAGUCAUGGUAGGAAAGACAUUUUAUUUAUUUAUUUUUUAAACUAUUAUUUAUUUUUUGUGCCCAUGGUGUACAAUUUUUUGCUGCUGCAGUGUUGUUACUCAGCAGCACGUCUGAGUUGAUUUUAAAGUGUUUACUUACCGAUGGUUUACAUGUUAGAAGGGUGAUAAAUAAGUUAGAGCAAAUGUCGAUGCUUCCGUACAGCAAAUGUCUUUCACUUUCACAGUCCAUCGUUUUCAGAAAUUAAAAACCAUUGGAUAGCUUCCAGGUUUCCAAAAAUGUGAAGAGGAAUCUGUCACCCAACCUGGUUUGUUGUUUGCUUCUGCUCGUGCUUUUUUUAUUUUUCACUUGCCUUACUGCGAUUGAACAUUUUUGUUUCUAUUUUGAACCCUUAUGAAAUCCUGCUCUUAUUUUUGCCUACCUACUGUAAGGUUUUCUACUUUCCCUUCCUGUAUUCCAAUAAGUGAUCUCCUUUUUUUCUACUUUUAUCAUUUCUACAAAUGCUAAAUAUUGAUCUUUUUCUGUCCCUUAAACGUAUUAUGUAUGUAUGUGUUUGUGUGUAUGCGUAAUGUGACUGUAAGAUACGUUUUGAAUUCGAUGCUAACAUGAAUUCAUGUGCCAUCAAAGUGUUUUAUAACUGAUGGAGAAAUAACGAGUAAUGACGGUUGUAUUUAUUAAUUUUUUUUCCAAUAUGAACACCUCAGUGUUGGAGCGAUCCUGUUUUUAACACAUAAUAUCCUGGAGAAAGAAACUAGAUUAAAUAUUUUCUGUAAUAUACUAUA
Syngnathus acus (greater pipefish) is the source of this 6363-nucleotide messenger RNA. RefSeq names its product protein unc-13 homolog B-like. Gene Ontology annotation, biological process: synaptic vesicle priming; synaptic transmission, glutamatergic; presynaptic dense core vesicle exocytosis. Lineage: Eukaryota; Metazoa; Chordata; Actinopteri; Syngnathiformes; Syngnathidae. Gene Ontology annotation, molecular function: syntaxin-1 binding; calcium ion binding; diacylglycerol binding. The record is from RefSeq and is a predicted model, not a curated record. Bases 213 to 5108 code for a protein of 1631 amino acids. The transcript is spliced from 45 exons. Gene Ontology annotation, cellular component: terminal bouton; neuromuscular junction; plasma membrane.